Molecule: messenger RNA, 546 nt
Organism: Apis dorsata (giant honeybee)
Lineage: Eukaryota; Metazoa; Arthropoda; Insecta; Hymenoptera; Apidae
Product: 2,5-diketo-D-gluconic acid reductase A-like
Exons: 4
Coding region: 222-425 (67 amino acids)
Molecular function (GO): oxidoreductase activity
Source: RefSeq, a predicted model, not a curated record
UAUCCUAAAAUAAAGUUUAAUCAUAAUUUCUUUUUAAUUAAUAUUUUUUAUGAAAGACAUUGUAAUAAUAACAUUGUAAAAAAAUAAUGAUAUUAUUAUAUUUAUGCGUAUUAUAUAAAUAUAUAUAUAAAUAUAGAUAUUAUAUAUAGAAUAAUAUAUUGAUAAAUAAUAUACAGAUAUAAAAUAUUAAAUAAAUUACAAAAUAAAUUAAUAAUAAUAUUAUGACCAACAUUGUGACAAAUGUUUGUCUUUCAAAUGGUUAUGAUAUGCCUCUAAUUGGAUUUAGAACAUAUAAAAUUCAAGGAAAAGAAUUAGUAUAUGAAGUAGUGGAUGAAAGUUUAAAUGUUGGUUUUCGUUCUAUUGAUACAGCUAUAGGAUAUCGAAAUGAAGAAGACAUUGGCUAUGCUUUAAAAAAUUUAUUAUAAAAAUAUAAUCUUCAAAGAAGUGAUAUUUUUAUUACAACUAAGCUUGCACCAAGUGUAAAUGGAAAUCCAAAGAGAAUAGAACAAUGUGUGCAGAAAUUUUUGAAAGCAUUCAAUAUUAUAG